Messenger RNA from Wyeomyia smithii (pitcher-plant mosquito), 3197 nucleotides. It is a transcript of the gene Sec3, whose product is annotated as exocyst complex component 1. NCBI's taxonomy places the organism in Eukaryota, Metazoa, Arthropoda, Insecta, Diptera, Culicidae. The record is from RefSeq and is a predicted model, not a curated record. Gene Ontology annotation, molecular function: phosphatidylinositol-4,5-bisphosphate binding. Gene Ontology annotation, cellular component: plasma membrane; exocyst. The transcript is spliced from 4 exons. The coding region runs from base 180 to 2858 and encodes 892 amino acids. Gene Ontology annotation, biological process: exocytosis; Golgi to plasma membrane transport.
GAUAAAAUGUCAACAAUAACAUUCAGUAGCUUAUCGGAUUGCAAAAUUGUGUAAUUUUUCGUCUAAAUCUUGUUUCCAAAAUCGAUUUUAUGCGAUCUUCUGUUGUUUCCACGACUGUUGAUACUCAUUCCAGCGUCGGUUAGUACGUGCGUCGUAAGGCUGCAUCGAAAAGUGCAGAAAUGGCAGCCGGUAUCAAGUACCACAUCCAACGGGAAGUUUUCGACGCGUUAGACGAACGGAUUCUGUCGGUAUGCAAUGUAAGCAAAUUACUCAAGAAGAAAAAAGCAUCCUACCUCUGUGUUGUGUCCACCACAAAGCCCAGGAUUGUGAUUUCGAUUUGCCAAGUCAAACAGUACGACAAGGGCGUGUGGAAGAAGAAACGAACGUGGACGCUGGAAGACGUGAAGGGGGUGGACGGUAGAAAUGAGUCACCAGAAACGCACGAAUUUGAUCUCAGCCUGGAAAAGGUUUACCGUUGGUUCGCGGCAAAUUUGCACGAACGACAAAAUUUUUUAACAGUUCUUUGGAAACAAUUGCAAAAGUAUGUUCCUGCAGAAGAGAGGCCAGUUUUCAAGAACAUCCCGAAGGCUUGGCUCACGGAAAGGUCACCGGAAAAAACACUCAAUGAAAAAUUUGCUACAAUGGGGGCGGGACCACCGGGAGUGGACGAAGAAGAUGAUGAAAUGGACGAGGUGGAAAGUGAAGAUUUCCAUGCAUUGACGGAAAAGGAAGAAACUAAUCUGAGCAAAUUAAUUGGUGAGUGUGACUACGCUAUUAGUAAUGCAGAGCAAUUUAUGGAGCAGCUCGGAAAGAAUCUACAAGAACUCGAUGGAGCUAAUAUUCAGAGUGUAUUAGCAUCCGAAAAACAGGUAAAUGCACUUAUGGAUCAGAUCGAAACAGCAAUUCUAGAAGCAGAAAAGGUCGAAAAACGAUUAGACGAUUACGACGAAAUUCUUUGUCACAUUCGAGAUACUAUGGAGAAAAUGGGGGAAAAGAAUCAAAUGAUCGAAAUUGCCAACACUAACAAUGUAAAGUUGUUGAGCGAACUGGAGAAAGUCGUCUUCCAGCUCGAUUUGCCCCAUGUUCACCAGCUGGCUCUCACGGACACGGAUCUAACUCCCAAGGGCCUCCCAGCGGCUAUUGCUGCUGGAAAAGCACUACAGAACUCAAUGAACAGCGAUAUUAGUCCUGCGUUGCUUCGACUGACAGCUGUCCAAGAUCAGCGUAAACGUUUCGAAAAAUGGAAAGCAAAAUUUUCACAAACAGUUAGUCGUCAUCUAAACAAUCUGUUCAUACAUUUGGGUAAUCUAGGAGACUCACAGAGUACCCAUUCGAGCGAAUUAUCACUACCGAAGCACAACUCUGUUCACAAAGAGUUAACCGCUUACGCGGAACUAAUGCACUGGAUGAAAGCAAUGGACCGGAAAGCGUAUGAUGCACUAAUAAAAGUUUAUACAAGUUCACUGAGUAAGGUUUACGACCGAGAUAUUCGAAUUUUCUUUGAAACGGCAAAAGCGUCGAUAUCGGUUAAACGGUUUGGAUCACGAGAGGACUUGAACAGUAGUUCGAUGAGUAAUAAACUUAAAUUGGGUCAACAGAGCAGUAAGGUUCCUUCGCAACCGUAUGGUAUUCUAGGGAUCAAUCGAGAACUUUGGGGUCCAGGUGCUGAACCUGCCGAGCGGCAAAAGUUCGACUCCAUCUUGGAGAAAGUACUAGCGGAACUAGAACCGGUAGCACUCAGUGAGCAACACUUUUGUAUUGCGUUCUUUCAACUGGAUGUAAUAAGUCCUACCGGAAAGAACACUCAGACUACGCUGGAUGUAACGACUGCUCUCCAAGACAAGGAACGGGAUGAGAAAGACACUGCUCUGGCUAUACCACAGAAGCGACUAGAUCGACAGAUAAAUGAGGAAGUACGACGAAUGAUGGGAGAACUGUUCAGCAAUUUGGAACAGGAACUGAAUAGUUUUAUUCUUAGUUUUGAGAAGCUUGACAGCUAUUAUUCAUUGUACGUUCUGGUGCGUCUAACGCAGCACGUAAUGUCCGCUCAGGAUGCGCAUUCAUUUCUCAGCAUGACAUUUGCCUCAGCUUUAAUACAUGUCAAGCGAAAUUUCGAUAAAUUUAUGAACCUCCAACUGCAGUCAAUUCAGGAAGCCAAAGUUCCGAAAAGAUCCAAAUGUGGACUAUUACCUUACGUGGAGAAUUUCGAAGAGUUUGCUGUCACCGCCGAGGCUAUAUUCAAGAAAACAGAACGGCGGAACGAUUUGGAUCGAUGGUUUCUCAAACUGGUCGAGGCCAUCUUCGAACAUAUUCCACUGCACGCUAUGGAGCAUCCUAAAACGCCACAGCAGGUAGUGAAAAUGGAAAACUACCACAGAAUGCAUUCGCUGUUGUCACAGUUAAAAGUGGCUGUUCUAGAGCAACUAAAAAAGGACGCAAAGGUGCGCUAUAACGAUGCACUGAAAACAUAUGUGACAAAAUAUUUUGGGCGUCCAUUGGAAAAAUUGAAUCAAUUCUUCGAAGGUGUCCAGCAGAAGGUGCAACAAGGUGUUAAAGAAACGGAAAUCAGUUAUCAGAUGGCCUACUCGAAGCAGGAACUUCGCAAAGUAAUCGCACAGUACCCAGCGAGAGAGGUGAAAAAAGGUCUUGAACAACUUUAUAAAAAAGUAGAGAAACAUCUCUGUGAAGAGGAAAAUCUACUGCAAGUAGUUUGGCGUGCAAUGCAAGAAGAGUUUAUCGCACAGUAUAACUCACUGGAACUUUGGAUACAGCGGUGUUACGCUGGAGCUAUGAUCACUCUCGAUUUUACGAUCAAAGAUAUUCUGGACUUCUUUUCGGAAAUUGCGCGAUCACACUAACAAGGGUUAAAGAUUAUGCAUCGUUUUUACUCGUAGAUUUACAUAGCAGAAUGCCGCAGAAACAUACUAUUCCAGUCCUGAUGCCGACUAAAUCAUUAAGUUCUAAUUUAUAAGUAAUCUCUACUUAAUGUUGCACCUUAUUAUAUUUUUAACGUUAUAUUUACACACCUUAGAAUCUAGCGUAAACCGACAACUGUAAGUAAUCGAACAAAUAACUAUAAGAUGCAUCCCACAUGCUGGAACGCAACACACAAUUAACAAUUAUUUUGCUUUAUACUGGAAUCAAUUAAAUUGUAUAAAACUGUUCAACUGUUAAAUAAAUAGGAUUAUAGACAUUUA